AUGGACAAGCAACAGGAAGCCGCGGUCGCAGCAGCCGGUACAGCGUCGGAAGACAGCAUUAGCAUGAAAACGGAAUAUCCCACUCACGAGGUGUACGUCUCCGAACCACCACCGGCAUACAAACUCAAAACUCGACCGACUGCCGUUCAAAUAGCGAGAAUAGCAGCAUUCACUGUGAUCGCGUGCUCAUUCAUACUUGGAUCAUUCAUGCUGGCUGCCGCUUGGUUACAGGCGAACGCGUCCUGCUCUCAGUUAAUGCACGCCGAAGCGCUCCUCAGACAGAGUGAAGAAGCUGUAGACCGUCCACAGUAUCAGGCACUUGUCGACCCUUUGCAAUCGGACGAGACAUCUGAUUCGAAGCAAGAGGAGCUUCCCGUGCACCAACAAUCAACCAGGAACGUCGACAGUCCGACCACCGGUAAUAAUGAUCAACAACCGGCUGCGCCAGUUCAAAUUAAGUUGCCAUUGGAAUUAGAUUUCGACGAAAUCGUUGGGGCUUUACUCGAGAAAAAUCAACGCUCGAGGAUGAACUGUGUGAUCGAGAAGAAACGCGCCGAGGAGGUCAUGGACCACCAACCGAAAACAUUGCGUCUGCCAUUCGGCGUGAACAUUACCACUGAUCCUCGUUUUGAGCACGUUACAGGUGAACGAUUAAGCAUCGUUUGCGAGAGUGGACACGACGAGAGACGAGCUCCAAGUCCGGUGGAACAAAUGCAACAACAGCCAUCAAUGAUGAUGCCGAUGCCAAUGGGAGCUAAUCCGAUGACUCAUUUACCAAGUAUGAUGGGACCACCUCCACCACCCCAUCAUAUGCCACAUCCUCACCACCAUCAAGCUCAAAGCGGACCAAUACCAAUGGCCUUGAUUGCCAGAAUCAACGCCGACAUUGACAAUCAGCUCCAAAUGCAAGAGCAACAGCAGAUCGAAGAGCAUAUCAUUCCCAUCUUCCAACAACUGUUACCCGAACUGAGACCUGCGUCCGAUAACCACCAUGAACAUCAACAACACCAUAAACAAGAAGCUGAGGACAGAGCCAUGCCCAACAAAGUUCUAUAUCAUCCAGCGAUGGCCGAAGGAAGAUCCAUGUACACCGUUGCUAUAUCCGACAAACCAAGCGGAGACGGUCCAAUGAUGCACCAAUCUAUGCCAUCCGAAUCUGUCCGCCAGAAUGGGCCCAUGUUCCAAAGGGUUCCUAUUCACGUGCCUAUGUCCAUGAUGAUGCCACCCGGUGCCGGACAAUCUAUCCAACAAGAUCCAAUCGACGAACCCAAAGCAGAUCUUCGUCCACACUUUGUUCACCCACGUUCAGUUGAGUCAGUUCACGAGAUCAACCAAAAUGAAGAGAUGGAUUCUAGAAAAUGA
This is a messenger RNA of Macrosiphum euphorbiae (potato aphid), 1362 nucleotides long. NCBI's taxonomy places the organism in Eukaryota, Metazoa, Arthropoda, Insecta, Hemiptera, Aphididae. The record is from the annotation of a GenBank genome assembly.